UUUGAAGCGCAGCCCCUACAACAUUCUAGAACCAUCCGGUCUAAUCGCACCCGCCCGCGGGGCCCUGGGGAUAAGUGGGGGCUGGGCUUUAGCUCGGCGGCGCUUUACCCGCUGCUGCUCUGCUCUCUCGCAUAGGGUUUAUCUCCUCACCUCCUCGUCUGCCCCCAACUCGCUUCUCGCGCACGGCAGCCGGAUUCCAAAGCGCAGCCUCAGGCCCCAGCUCCGAAGACAAGCUAGCCGUCGUUCCGCGAGCACACGAGAAUGUCGUCGGUGCAGCUCUCUGGCGCCGGAGUCGCCGCCGUGGCCUUCACGAACAAGAGCCUGGCGACUCUCAGGGUCUGCUCGUCGAGGCGCUCGGCCCGUAGCCUUGUCGUCCGGGCUGCCACCGUUGUCGCCCCAAAGUACACUUCACUGAAGCCUCUGGGAGACAGGGUGCUCGUGAAGCUUGGCGCUGCCGAGGAGAAGACGGUUGGUGGCAUUUUGCUUCCAUCGACCGCGCAGACUAAACCGCAAGGAGGUGAGGUUGUUGCUGUUGGAGCGGGAAGGACCAUUGGGGAUAAGAAAAUAGAGGUCAGCAUAAAGACUGGGGCAGAAGUUGUGUACUCGAAGUAUGCUGGAACCGAGGUUGAAUUCAAUGACUCGAAGCAUCUCAUUCUAAAAGAGGACGAUAUCAUCGGUAUUCUUGAGACCGAUGAUGUGAAGGAUAUGAAGCCUCUCAAUGAUCGUGUCCUCAUCAAGGUUGCAGAAGCUGAAGAGACAACUCCUGGGGGCCUUAUCCUUACUGAAACAACUAAAGAGAAGCCAUCCAUUGGAACAGUUGUAGCUGUUGGGCCGGGCUCUCUUGACGACGAAGGCAAGAGGCAGCCACUGUCAGUGCCGGCUGGCAGCACCGUUCUGUACUCCAAGUACGCAGGUAGCGAGUUCAAGGGAGCUGACGGCACGGGCUACAUCGUGUUGAGAGCGUCGGACGUGAUGGCUGUCCUCUCUUGAGCGCCUCUCGUUUCCAGUUUUCUUUUAGUUUGCAACCAAUAGGUGGCGAUGCAGAUACUGUUCGGGACAACCGGAUAGAAUUUGUAUGGUCAAGUUACGAACUAGUGUGGGGGAGAGAAUUUGUAUGGUCAAGUUACGAACUAGUGUGGGGGAUAUAAAUGUCGACAUCUGAUAGUGAGAACACUGAGUUGAUUUACAAAGGACAUUUUUGGGGUGAAAUGAAAUCCUCCCUUAUUUGCUUGUGAGUAAUCAACUCCAAACCGAACUUUUGCAACAAAGUAAAUUCUGUAGACACACUAUGGAUGUGCAUAGUUUCAA
Molecule: messenger RNA, 1308 nt
Organism: Setaria italica (foxtail millet)
Lineage: Eukaryota; Viridiplantae; Streptophyta; Magnoliopsida; Poales; Poaceae
Product: 20 kDa chaperonin, chloroplastic
Exons: 6
Coding region: 262-990 (242 amino acids)
Biological process (GO): positive regulation of superoxide dismutase activity
Cellular component (GO): mitochondrial matrix; chloroplast
Molecular function (GO): protein folding chaperone; ATP binding; protein-folding chaperone binding
Source: RefSeq, a predicted model, not a curated record